Molecule: messenger RNA, 3879 nt
Organism: Nematolebias whitei (Rio pearlfish)
Lineage: Eukaryota; Metazoa; Chordata; Actinopteri; Cyprinodontiformes; Rivulidae
Product: tenascin
Exons: 19
Coding region: 1-3837 (1278 amino acids)
Molecular function (GO): protein binding
Source: RefSeq, a predicted model, not a curated record
AUGAAUGGCUCUAUCAUGGGUAAAGAAAUCAGCCUGGAUCCUGGUUCUCCUCUGGUCCUGACUCAUAGGAUCAAACUGGUUCCAUCAGGGUCCGGUUUAUGCGGCUGCGAGGCAGACUUUGCAGCCCUACGGGAACGACUGGAACGUCUGGAGAGGGAAGUGUCCGACCUGAGGGAGAAGUGUGGAGGAGCUGGGGGAAGCUGCUGCACAUCGGAGAGCAAAGGUGCUGGCUGUUCGAUAAAAUCGGAUACAGAGGACUGUCCCAAUGAGUGCAGCGAUCAGGGUCGCUGUGUGGACGGCAAGUGCGUCUGUUUUGCUGGUUAUAGUGGGACAGACUGCAGUCAGUCCAACUGUCCUGGGAACUGCAACAACAAUGGGAGAUGUGUAAACGGAGAGUGUGUGUGCGACCCUGGCUUCUCUGGUCUGGACUGCUCCCAGAGAGUCUGCCCAAACAACUGCAACAACCAGGGCAGGUGUCUGAAUGGAAAAUGUGUGUGUGACAGUGGCUUCACGGGUCCAAGUUGCUCAGAAGAAUCCUGUCCUGGGAACUGUAACAGAAGAGGGAGCUGUGUUGAUGGACGGUGUGUGUGUAGUCCUGGAUUCACAGGUUCAGAUUGCUCUAAAAAGGCCUGUCCUGAUAACUGCAACAACCGAGGCAGGUGUUUGAAUGGUAAAUGUGUCUGCUCCAGUGGUUUCACUGGUGCUGACUGCUCUGGGAUAGCCUGUCCCCGAAACUGCAACAACAAGGGUCGCUGUAUCAAUGGACAGUGUGUCUGUAAUGAUGGAUUCACUGGUGCAGACUGCUCUGAAAGGGCUUGCCCCAACAAUUGCAACAACCAUGGGAGGUGUGUUAAUGGACAGUGUGCUUGUGAUGAUGGAUUCACUGGAGCUGACUGCUCUGCUAAGGCUUGCCCCAACAACUGCAACAAUCAUGGGAGGUGCAUGAAUGGGAAGUGUGUUUGCACCGUUGGCUUCGCAGGGCCAGACUGUGCUUUCAGAGGCUGUCCCAACAACUGCAACAACAAAGGACGGUGCUUCAGAGGGAAAUGUGUGUGCCGGACUGGAUUCACUGGACCGGACUGCAGCCAAUGUCAAGAGGGCAAAACUGGACCUAACUGUAAUACUGCCAUGGCAGGCGUCUCUCAGCUGAGCGCCCGGAACAUCACAGAGUCGUCCGUCACUUUGGUUUGGACCCCACCUCCUGUUCAGUACGAAACCUACUACAUCACCUUCACCAGUCAGAAGGAAAAGGAUCAACGGAUAAGCUCACAGGUGAACGGAAGCCAGUCCACCUUCACCCAGACGGGCCUGGCAGCCAGUCAGGAGUACGAUGUUAAGAUUUACGGAGAGCUCCAAGGCAGAAAAGGAGCUGAGAGCGCAACUGAAUUUAUGACCCUCAUCUCUCGUCCAACCAACCUCCAAGUUGUCAAGACAACCUCCAACUCUGCAGUUGUUCAAUGGGAGCCAUCGCAGGGAGAGGUUGACAGGUACCGUUUGACCAUACUACCCGAUGAUGGCGCAGGGAGGAGUCGAGAACUAAGUAUACCAGCUGGACAAACCUCUGCACAUAUUCGACAGCUGGAGGCAGGGCGUUUAUACAACAUCUUAUUGGUGGCAGAGAAGGGACUGGUCCAAAGCCAUCCAGUGAACACCCAGGUAGUUCCUGGCAAUACUUUAUCAAGAGCUCAUACAGAGGAUCUGACGAUGCAGGUCACACAAGCACCAGGACGCAAUGCUGACAGCAAGGACCAAGAAUUUAAUUCAUCACCUGGGGUGCAAGAAGUUGACCAGCAGGGUGGGAGAAGCCAUGACUUUGUAGAUGUUGGAGCCUCCUCAGCCAGUAUUAAUGCCAGGACCAAAUCUUUGGUUGGCAAAAUGGUGGCAAGAAAUGGUACCAGACCCAGAGUUGUGGGAAGGCCUCUGUUGUCAAAGCCAAAAAUUCCAGGCUCUUUUAGGUUCAAUGCAAGCAGAAUUAUGCCUGGAGGGAGAAUAUCUGUCCCUGGCUCUGUUCAUAAAAACCCAAAAGUGGCAGAAAAAGAAGAAGAAACUGAAAUCAAAAGCCUUCAACCAUAUGUUCUUACAAUCAGGGACUCUGGGAAAGACCAGAGUGAAGAGGCAUCAACCUCUGAGAAGAUUGAUGACAUAAGCCCAACUGUGAUGCCUGGGAGUGAUUCUGAAACAAACAAGCAAAGAGGCUCAGAGGAACCAUCUUCUGCUAUUGGCUCAAAAAGGCAACCAGAUGUUGGCAUUGCUCUGCCUGGAAAUGACACUAAUUUGGUGUCUUUGAACACAACUGGGACUAUUCAAGGCCAAGAGAAAAAAUGUCUGAAUAAAAUUAAAGUAACACACUUCAGAUUACCCCUAAAGGACAGAGUCAAUAGGUACAGAGGGGAUGGGAAAGGGCUGGAAGGGAACACAACAGGGUCAGAUCCAAAUGAAACACCCCCACAUGUCAUGAGAGAACCUCUGAACUUUGUUGGAGUGACUAACCGAACAUCUCAUGGUUACACACUGCUUACUCCUGGAUCAUCUUAUGAGGUUACAAUCAUCUCCACCCUCGGACUCGAUGAAAGUGACCCAAUCAAAGACUUUGUCAUGACUCUCCCUGACCCCCCCACGGACUUGCAAGCCAUGAAUGUCACUGACUCAACAGCAUUGUUAUUAUGGCGCCCGGCGCUGGCUGCUGUUGAUAAGUAUGCCAUCGUCUAUGGCUCAGGGACAGGUACCCACCACAGCUAUUCAGAGCUGAGGAUCACAGUUUCUGGAAAUGCAGCUGAGCAUCAGCUCCAUGGUCUGGAAGAAUCCACCACAUACACCAUCACCAUCAGCAGCCAGCUGGGCAGCCUGGAGAGUUCACCUGCCACGACCAGCUUCACCACCAGCAGCACUUCUGCCAGGGAUUCAGAUGAAGCAAAAGACCUCCAAGCCAAGAACGUGACCCCUCGCACCGCUCUUGUGUCAUGGACACCACCAUCAAGGCCUGCGGAUGGAUACAUACUGAUCUAUCAGACCAAAGAUGAAAAACCAAAGGAAGUCCUUGUUGGCCCCAAUGAAACACAGUUCAAGUUGACCAGACUUUAUCCUGGCUCCUUGUAUAAAGUGAAUCUACGGACAUUGAGAGGAGUGCAACUGAUGGCCGACACGUUCACCACAUUCACCACUGGAAGGCUGCGGUUCCCCUUCCCCACCGACUGUUCUCAGGAGCUGCUGAACGGCAUCCUGACUUCGGAAGUGGUGGAGAUCUUCCCUGAAGGAAAGCUCGGAAAGCCGAUGAUGGUUUACUGUGACAUGGAGACGGAUGGCGGCGGCUGGACGGUCUUCCAGAGAAGGAAGGACGGCUCGGUAGAUUUCUACCGAGGCUUUGAAGAUUACGUUAAAGGGUUUGGAAAUCUGAGUGGAGAGUUCUGGCUCGGCCUUGAGAAGCUCCACAACUUGACAACGAUGACUCGGAUGAAUCUGCGUGUCGACCUACGAGAUGGAGGGCAGCGCGUGUUUGCUCAGUAUUCAACAUUUGUGGUGGCCAAGAGACAUUACAGACUGACCGUGGGCGGAUACAGCGGCACUGCAGGUGACUCUCUCAGUUUCCACAACAAUCGCAUCUUCUCCACCAAAGACCGAGACCCGACGCCGGGGAUCAUCCGCUGCGCCAUUUCUUACCAAGGAGGCUGGUGGUACAACAACUGCCACGAAUCGAACCUGAACGGCCUCUAUGGAAUCGACUUCAAACACCAGGGUGUGAUCUGGAAGUCCUGGAAAGGAGAGGAUCACUCCAUCCAGUUCACUGAGAUGAAGAUGAGACCAGCAAACUUCAGGUCUCCCUCCAGAGGAUCAAAGUAAAACAAAUAUACCGUAAAGAUGAACUGUUUAAAAUAUGCAGCU